AGGCCGGGGGCCCUGUCUCCGGCUGCGACGGGUUCCCCAGCCCGGUGUCCGACAGGGAUGUGCUGGGCUACGGCAACCCGGCAUGCCGCUAUGAACCCUCCGUGGAGGAGCCGGUGGUUCCGAGAAUGGACAGAGCACCCCUCGCGGAGGACGUCGCCGUCCUCCUCCCGAGCAACAGCGUCAGGGAGAGGGACACGGAUACCCGACGACGCGUCGAAGACGUACCCGUUGCAGCGAGGCGUGCACGUCUGGAAGCAGUACGCGGAGUACCACGGCUAUUCCAUCUACAGCGGCAUGCCCGAGAACGCGGACGUCGACUGCCCGGGGCUCGAGGAGCGGCACGGGGCGUGGACCAAGCCGUGCAUGGCCAUGCAGUUGAUCAAGAAACACAAGUACCUGAUCAUAGUGGACAGGGACACCACGGUGCUCAAGCCGCGCCUGCGCCUGGAACCGCUGUUCCGCAUGGCCGGGCUCAUGGAGAAGAACCCGCAGAGGGUCAUGGCCGUGGCCCAGGAGAGUGGGGCUCCUGCAGCAGGGGCUUCCGCUCCCCGCAGAGCGGCGACGUCAACACCGGUGUCGUGCUCGUCAGGCCCUGCGUCGACGGCGGGUCCGUGUGUCGACGCGGCGGCGACGCCACCAUCCAGAGGAGGGAAAGGUACCCAUUGGUCGUUGAAAGCACCGGUACGCCGGUGACGUUGGUGUACCGCAACUUCUUGGAACAAUUCCCGUACUACCACCGCGCCGAGCACGGAGCAGUGA
Prorocentrum cordatum is the source of this 759-nucleotide messenger RNA. NCBI's taxonomy places the organism in Eukaryota, Dinophyceae, Prorocentrales, Prorocentraceae. The record is from the annotation of a GenBank genome assembly.